AUGACACGCGCUCAGCAAACCAUUUCCAUUGCUCUCCUCCUCUCUUCUCUAUACCUGGCCGUAUUCCUCGAGAUCGUCUCUUUGCCCGAAAAGAUUCAGACUGAGAUAAUUCCUGUGAUCCCGUUCUGGGCUCUCGUGUCCUUUGGUUCAUACCUCCUAUUCAAGCUCGGCUUGGGUGUUUUCACCUUCAACGAUGUCCCCGAGGCGUACAAGGAAUUGAUGGCAGAAAUUCAGGAGGCACGAACUGAUCUGCGUGCCAAGGGUGUUGAUGUCGGAGAAGAUUGA
Molecule: messenger RNA, 285 nt
Organism: Aaosphaeria arxii CBS 175.79
Lineage: Eukaryota; Fungi; Ascomycota; Dothideomycetes; Pleosporales
Product: dolichol phosphate mannosyltransferas-like protein subunit 3
Exons: 3
Coding region: 1-285 (94 amino acids)
Biological process (GO): GPI anchor biosynthetic process
Cellular component (GO): dolichol-phosphate-mannose synthase complex; endoplasmic reticulum membrane
Source: RefSeq, a predicted model, not a curated record